AUGUCCGAAACAAGCAAGGAUAAAGUCGGUAUUUGCAUACCAGAAGACAAUAACUUGGCAGAUACACACGAUUGCUCGCAAUCUGACGCUACGGACUCUUCGCCUUCUAUCUCUUCAUUGGUACCAUAUACUAACGAACAAAUAGACUCGUUUGUAGAAGUUAGCAAUGUGCCAGGGAAAGGACGUUGUCUAUUCGCUCGCAGAGAGUUUGAUACAGGGUCGUUAAUAUUCAUAGAAGCUCCAUUAUUUUCUAUCAUACCGUCAUCCAAUUCGGAUAUAUGGAGCGUGUUGUCAUCAUUACACGAAGAUUCACCUUUGGCAUUGCCACCUUUGUGGCAUCAAGCAGCUCUUUUGAGCAUAAUUAACGGGACAGAAGAAUCAAACGCAGUGCUUAAGAACAAGUGGGUACUUGAUCCUGAUCAGGAAGUAUCACAAGAUGUAAUGAGAGUCUUGGAAUCUUUGUGUAUAGUUGAUGACACUGGAGAGUUUUUUUAUAAUGACGUUUUAAUUGACCCAGAAUUAUACCAACUAUACUUACAAGUUUGGCCAUUGAAUUCCUUUGGAAGAAGUACGGACCCGGAUGGUCUAGUUAUUUAUGAUCGCAUUUCAUUCACUGCUCAUAGUUGCGAUGCAUCAUGUUGCUGGUAUCACACUGACCAGGAUUAUUUUGUAUUGCGGGCAAGGAAGAGGCUGCUGCCCGGAGAUGAAAUAACUAUAUCAUAUUUAGGGGAAUCUGACCUACUGGCAGCUACGUACAAGCGCCGAGAACUGCUGGAGAAUUGGCACUUUUUUUGCCAGUGCAAUCGUUGUUCUGAGAGUCUUGAUGUAUCCCGUGGAUUUUUAUGUAAAAAUUGUCAUUUUGGAUCAAUAUUUUUGAUCUACAAUAAAGGAUCAAAACUUGUAAGCGCACCAUGCACUCUGUGUCGAUAUAGAUUUUCUGAGGCCGAAAUUACAGAGUAUAUUGAUUUGGAGCGUGCUUAUUCAUAUAGGAUAGAUUGUAUUGACAAAUCGGAUUUGUAUGAUAUCCUCCAGGUUUAUGACCAUGCCAAAAAUGUUUUCAAGCAGCAUUGGUUACUGUAUCAGUUACAAACGUUACUAUAUGAUUAUUAUAAGGGAAAAGGGAAUUUUGAGCAAGCUAAAUUUUAUCUACUGGAUAGAUUAAGUUAUGCCGAUAAGACAAUCACCGGCCCACUUUAUUGCAUCGCAUUCAUGUAUGAAGAAUUAGCUGAUAUUUUAACUUCACUAUCUAACAUAAAUGAGGAAACACUCAAGAUAGGAAAUCCUAGUUUCGAUGUUGGCACACUAAACAUGAUAAUGACAUAUUAUUUUAACGCGGCAGCCCUUCUAGCUGUUUUAUGCGGUUAUAACCAUCCGUAUUAUUGUUCUGUAGUUAAUUGUCAGACUAAACGCUAUCAAAUCGAGGAGCUAGUUGUUUUUACGUUGAAUAAUUCUACAAAGACGGAAGACACCAAUGAGUAA
Messenger RNA from Theileria equi strain WA, 1479 nucleotides. RefSeq lists its product as hypothetical. The record is from RefSeq and is a predicted model, not a curated record. Bases 1 to 1479 code for a protein of 492 amino acids. Lineage: Eukaryota; Apicomplexa; Aconoidasida; Piroplasmida; Theileriidae. Gene Ontology annotation, molecular function: protein binding. The transcript has 6 exons.